Messenger RNA from Wyeomyia smithii (pitcher-plant mosquito), 861 nucleotides. RefSeq lists its product as uncharacterized. Bases 1 to 861 code for a protein of 286 amino acids. Lineage: Eukaryota; Metazoa; Arthropoda; Insecta; Diptera; Culicidae. Gene Ontology annotation, biological process: DNA integration. The record is from RefSeq and is a predicted model, not a curated record. Gene Ontology annotation, molecular function: nucleic acid binding. The transcript has a single exon.
AUGGAUGACACAUCAACUUCUGCUACUAUUACCGAACUAAUGUUUAUUUUCUCUCGAUAUGGAAUACCAGAGAGCCUGAAAGCCGGUCCGCAAUGGUCCGCAGUUCACAUCCGAAGACUAAAAGGUUUCUGUGAGGAGUAUGACAUCUGGUUGGUGCACUCGAUUCCUUAUUGGCCUCAGAUGAACGGGGAAGUUGAGCGUCGAAACCGCUCAAUCCUGAAGCGAUUGAGGAUAGCCCAGGAAUUGGACAAGGACUGGCGGAAAGAAUUGAGGCAGUAUCUUCUGAUGUAUCACGCAGCCAAUCAUACGACCACAGGGAAACCCCCAUCAGAGCUCAUGUUUGGGCGCAAUACGACGUCGUUAGAGAACGGGACGCUAUUGAAAAAGAGAGGGAGGUUAUAUUCCGCAUAUAAGAAACGCAGAGCUAAACCAAGUGGGUUGCAAGUGGGAGAUCGCGUUCUAGCGAAGCGUACCAGGAAGGGACAUAAGUUGUGUGCCGACUUCUCACCUGAAACUUUCGAUGUUGUCCAGAGAAGCGGAGCUGAUGUUACCAUUCGUUCAACCAAAACAGGGAAGGAAUUCAGAAGAAACGCGGCACAUUUGAAAGCACUUCCCCGCGAAGAAUCCAACGGAAAUGAUCCCAUUGAAGAUGCAACAUCGUCGGAGUCGGGCUUGGAGCUAGAUGGAGCUGAACCUACCGGAAAUGCGACAUCGCCGAAGCCAGGUUUGGCCCUCGCAAGUAACCGACAUGGAGAGGGGGAUAGAAAUCCGGAAGGAGCAUCAGGCGGAUUUCGGAGAGCAAGUACAUCUAAAAGAACAAAAGUAGAACCUAAGUAUUUUAAAGACUUUGUAACCUAUUGA